UGGGAAAAGACAGACAUCACAGCACACUGAACUAAGAAGAGAUCUUUCAGUCAGCCAGACUGCGUCAGAGUUCAGAAGCUGAAGGGGCUACGUGAUGUGUGCCCACUUGCUUGGGAUUCUUCUCCUUUUUCUGCACACAGCAGCUCAUUCACAGGGAGGCACAGAAAUACCACAGCAGUUGACUCAGGUGUGGGCAUCUCCUGGAGAGGCCAGAAAUAUCACCUGUGACCUUCCAGAUGGAGCUGCCGUGUGGAAGACGACGUGGUACAAAGAGGAGCAGGACGGAAGCCUGCGCAUGAUUGAGCCAAGUUACAACGAGAGAACAGCAGGAGCAAAGGAACCCCUAGCAUCUCCAUCCUGGCACUGUCCUCCUUGGCGGGGGCUCCACUUAUUCACGGUAUCCCCCUACUCUGCCUCGUCUGAUGCACACCUUGACUGGGGUGAAAUCUCCUGGAAUAUUGGUGGGGAGACAUCUCGGGACCAGAAGGACGCUGACAUGGUCGAUGGAGAAGGAGUCUUCAGCAUCUGGAGUUUGAAGCUGAUGUCUCCAGAGUUAUGGACCCAAGGGAUGUCUUACUCCUGCUCCAUCCAAGAAAACAGAAACAUCAGUGCUGUGCUGUCCACACAGACAGUGUCCACAAACACAGGAAACUGUGCUUCUAUGUUAUAUUUGGGGAUCCGCCGUUUUUUCAUCCUCCUCUUAAUCCCGGCUUUUGCCUUGAUCAUCAGAAUGCAUCUUGCCCAAGGAAAUGUAGAACAACCUGCAGAUCAAAUACCCAUGAGGGAGAUCCCAGAGGUCUGCUUCAGAUUCCAGAAGGGGAAGGGAACUAGAAGAUGCUUGCCCCUCUUGGUGAGAUUCUUCUGCUUGCUCUGCAUAACAUGAAAAGCUUCCAGCAAAUCAAAACCCAUGAGGAAGAUCCUACAAGGUAACUUGCAUCCUUGGAUACUGAAAUGUCAAGAAGAUGUAUCUCACCACCUAGAGAUACACAUACCAGGAGGUUUUUCACACAUGGCUCUAUGUCUCGGGGUACCUGAAGAGCGAAUCUGAUUCGAGGCAUUUUAAUUUGAGGGAUCAGAUGGACCAAUCGCAUAGCCAUCAGCACCUCCAUCAACACCUUCAGAGAAAGCAGAAGCCCCGGAGCUUUUUUCAAAAGCUGCUGGAAAUAGAGGAUUGGUUUUUUUUACCCUGGACAUAACUUGGGCUAAUCUAGAAUUUGCAGCCUCCCUUCAGAGAAAAACAAAGCCCUGUCUGUCCUGGGCCCUGAUAGCCCGCAGGGAGGUCGGGUUAAAUCCAGCGAAAAUGUGGACUGGCACACUCCAAUCAGGGGGAGAGAGGCCCUGUCUGUAAAACCUCCAGGCAGCAUAUAAAUAUGAUAAAAAUAAAUAAAACAAGAAAUAAAUCGAAUGUGCCAGGCCUCAUUUUGAGAAAUGCCUGGAAUACGAAUACAAUGAAUAUUUAUAUACUGCUUUCAACAAAAGCUCCUAAAGUAGUUUACAUAGAUAGAAAUUUUUUUUAAAAUGGCUUCCUGUCCCCAAUGGGUUUGUAACUUUGUAACUUUGUAACAAUGACCCACUGACUCACUGUA
This is a messenger RNA of Hemicordylus capensis (graceful crag lizard), 1586 nucleotides long. RefSeq lists its product as uncharacterized. NCBI's taxonomy places the organism in Eukaryota, Metazoa, Chordata, Lepidosauria, Squamata, Cordylidae. The record is from RefSeq and is a predicted model, not a curated record. Bases 95 to 883 code for a protein of 262 amino acids. The transcript has 7 exons.